GGCUCCUCACAUGGGAGGAGUAUGGGAGCGUCUCGUUCGGUCGGUUAAGGAGGCAUUCGUGGCGCUUGAUGAUGGGAGACGGUUGACGGACGAAAUUUUGCAGACAGUAGUGGUGGAAGCGGAAGACAUGAUCAAUUCUCGCCCGCUAACGUACGUGUCUCAAGAGUGUGACGAAGCGGAGGCACUCACUCCAAACCACUUUUUGCGGGGACUCUCCCCAAAUCAGCCUAGCGUGAAUCUUCCCCCACCUCAUCCAGCAGCAGCACUUCGAGACGCGUUCCAACGAUCGCAGCAGUUGGCCAGCAUUUUGUGGGAACGUUGGGUCAAGGAGUACAUUCCUUCGCUGAACCAGAGGACAAAGUGGUUUGGUGAGUCGAGACCAUUAAGAAUAGGAGACUUAGUUUAUGUGGUAGAAGGUAGCAACCGGAAGUGCUGGAUCCGCGGGGUGAUAGAGGAGGUCAUCGUGUCCGGUGAUGGACGAAUUCGGCAGGCCUGGGUACGCACCAACAGUGGACGAUAUAGGCGAGCAACAGCAAAACUAGCCGUGAUGGAGUUUGGUAACUCUGAACCGGAUGCGAGCUCCGGUACAGGGUUACGGGCCGGGGAAUGUUCUGGCAUCACUGGCAGUUGCACCAUUGCACCCGUGUCGAAUUGACAGAUGCAACAAAUUUGUUGUCAUGCUGACAGACGACGAAGUGCAUCACGAAUGUAGUGCGAGGGAACUGUCAGACAACAUAAGUAAACAAACAACAUAAGAAGGAAAGUAGGAUAGAAAAACACCAUUUUGAAAGUGAUAGUAGUAGAAUAGUAAAAUACGUUGGAAUAAGAAAUUAGAAGUUGUGAGCAAGGAAAUUAUUCGGAUAGUGGAUAGAUUAAAGAUUAAGCUGUACUAAGAUCCAGAAUACGUAAGUUUGUGAAACAAUAUAAAGCAGUGAAUUAAAGCAACAAAUUUAUGACUAGAUACGCGGAGGCAAACACUGGACAAAUACGAACGGUACAGUUGAGAUUAUCAAUUCCGAGAUAAAACGAAAUAAAUUGCGAUAGACAGCGAUAGAGGAAGGAAAAGAGGAAGCUGUAAAGUAAGGAGAACAAACAAUUGUGAGUAAGACAAAUAAUCGAUUAUUU
This is a messenger RNA of Topomyia yanbarensis, 1125 nucleotides long. RefSeq lists its product as uncharacterized. The transcript is spliced from 2 exons. The record is from RefSeq and is a predicted model, not a curated record. The coding region runs from base 11 to 655 and encodes 214 amino acids. Lineage: Eukaryota; Metazoa; Arthropoda; Insecta; Diptera; Culicidae.